GGCAGAAGAUGGCAGCAGUGUACUGUACAAUACAGCUUGUAUUAGUAGUCUCGCGAGGAAGGACGCGGUGAGGGAGUAAAGAUGGCGGCCUCCUUGGUAAGAUUUGUCCGCAGCGGUUUGGGCAGAAGUCUAAACGUUGCUAGACAGAGUGCGACGGCUCUUGGCCAGACAAGAACCACAACAACUGAGACUAGAACUACUGUAAGGCCAAAGGAUCCGGUCAGCCACAAUCAGCUUUCUCAGUUUGGGGAAUAUAUUGCAGAGAUACUUCCCAAAUACGUCCAGCAAGUCCAGGUGACCUGUUAUAAUGAGCUGGAGGUAAUGAUCCAUCCAGAAGGAGUUAUCCCUGUUCUUACUUUCAUGAGGGAUCAUACAAAUGCUCAGUUCCGUAACAUGAUUGAUCUAACAGCUGUGGAUGUCCCUACAAGACAGUGCCGCUUCGAGAUCGUGUAUAAUCUGCUUUCCCUGCGCUAUAACUCUCGUAUCCGUGUGAAGACCUAUACUGAUGAACUGACCCCUGUAGAUUCAUCUGUCCCUGUGCACCAGGCAGCUAACUGGUACGAGAGGGAGGUUUGGGACAUGUUUGGAGUUUUCUUCUCAAACCAUCCAGACCUGAGACGCAUUUUAACGGAUUAUGGAUUUGAGGGUCAUCCAUUCAGAAAAGACUUUCCGUUGUCUGGAUACGUGGAGGUACGUUAUGAUGAUGAAGUGAAGCGUGUUGUGGCUGAACCUGUUGAGCUUGCACAAGAGUUCCGUAAAUUUGACUUGAACAGUCCAUGGGAAGCGUUCCCUGCAUACCGGGAGCCGAAAGAGACACCCAAGCUGGAAUCUGGAGACAAACCAGCCAAGUAACCUCACCUCAACAUUGUGAGCUGGGAAAGCUCUAAUCACAUCCUCCGAUGAAUCCUCCUAACAAAUUUAUGUAAAUAAAAAGAACAUGUACUAGAGACAAAUAAAAAAGAUAAAAAAAUUUGA
Triplophysa dalaica is the source of this 975-nucleotide messenger RNA. RefSeq names its product NADH:ubiquinone oxidoreductase core subunit S3 (gene ndufs3). The record is from RefSeq and is a predicted model, not a curated record. Lineage: Eukaryota; Metazoa; Chordata; Actinopteri; Cypriniformes; Nemacheilidae. Gene Ontology annotation, molecular function: NADH dehydrogenase (ubiquinone) activity. The coding region runs from base 82 to 852 and encodes 256 amino acids. The transcript has 7 exons.